Ilex paraguariensis (yerba mate) is the source of this 690-nucleotide messenger RNA. NCBI's taxonomy places the organism in Eukaryota, Viridiplantae, Streptophyta, Magnoliopsida, Aquifoliales, Aquifoliaceae. The record is from the annotation of a GenBank genome assembly.
AUGCCAUUUGUCAGUAUUAAGGUUGUUUUCUCAUCUACCUCCUCGUUCUUUGUGUGGGCUUUCUCUUUCGAGGUGGAUGAUAUGAAGCUUUCUGGAAGAUUGCCAGGACGUACAGACAAUGAAGUGAAGAACUACUGGAAUCCUCGUUUGAGGAGAAAGCUUAUAAACAUGGGCAUCAAUCCUAAUCAUCAUCGUUUAAAUCAUAGUCUUCCUCACCUUCAAAGUCUCGGUGCAUCAACUAGUACAACGUCGUCUGCUUCGAAAAGCCAUGAAUGUCAGCCUGUGAAAUGUCAUGUUGAUAAUAAUCAGGUCUCUGAUGCUGUCAGUGUUUUGGAAGAUGACCCAAGAGGCUUGCCUGAUCUGAACCUUUCUCUCACAUUGGACGUUCCCUCUCAUUCAAUUGCCAAUGCUGAAGAGUAGAGUAUCACUUGAAAUACAACUUGAACAUGAUCCAUCCCCACAGCACUACUCCUAUUUGGCUAAUAAAAUGCCACGAUAUGGACAGAAAAUCAGAUCUCGGGUCGGGUCUCAUUCUGAAUUUUAAUAGACAUAUGGAAGGGCAGGGUGUAAUUAAAUUGAUUUUGUUCAUGGGGUUUGAGACAAUCAAUUUAUUGGUGAAAUUUCUGCCCCAUUGGAGGAGGAGCAGCAAGUAUGAUAUUACCCUUACCCAAGGCUUGCAGUCAAUCAUUA